UAUAUUUCCGCCGGCAUCGACAGAAUAGCGGCAAGAAACGAAAAUACACCGAAAAUUAUCCACAGCAAUCUGUACAAUCUGUUAAUUUUAUAAUGGCAGCUCCUAAACCAAAAAGUGAGAUGACGCCAGAGGAUAUGGCAGCAAGGGAACAAGAAGAAUUUAAUACUGGUCCAUUGUCAGUCCUUACUCAGUCUGUUAAAAAUAAUACACAGGUUCUCAUAAAUUGUAGAAAUAACAAGAAAUUGUUGUGUCGUGUGAAGGCUUUUGAUAGGCAUAAUAUGCAUUGUAAUAUGGUUUUAGAAAAUGUGAAAGAAAUGUGGACCGAAGUUCCCAAAACCGGAAAAGGAAAGAAAAAAUCUAAACCUGUGAAUAAAGACAGAUAUAUAUCAAAAAUGUUUUUACGUGGAGACUCUGUUAUUCUGGUGUUAAGAAAUCCAUUGGCAACAGCAAAGUGAAGUGUAAUUUGAGGGGUUCUAAUACCCAUAACAGACAUGUGUAUACUUGAUGUAAAUACUGAUUCACAUGGCUUUCAUCUUUGAUCAUGAUUAUUGGUGAAAGAAUUGUCAUAAAAUGGCAUGUAUUACAGUUAACACCAGCUGUGUUAUUUGAAAAGUCUGGCUUUGAUACUUCAUGAAAGUUUCUGUGGCUUUGAUUCAAUACUUCUGUUAAUGAUAGAGGUGAAUUUUGGUUUAAAAGAACACAACAGUCCAAUAUAUUUACUUCAUUUAUAAAACAAGGCAGAUAUGUCCUGGUUGGCACAGUUCAAAACAUUAUUACCUGCUGUCUUCAUUCAAAUUGUAAUAGAAAAUAUUCAAGCCAGACUUGUAUUGUGAUUCAUUUUAUUUUUGUAUAUCCACUUUAAAUCAAAGCAAACCAGAGCUGGUUGUUUUUUUUUUGGUAUAAAAAAAACCAUCCAGGACCAUUUGAUUUAGUUCAAUUACCAUGGGUUCUAACCAAAAAUAACAUGUUUAUGAUUUGCAUUGGAUCCAAAUGGGCAGAAAUAUCUUUGCUUGACUUGGCCAAAAUGUAUUUUAUUAUAUACAAUCACAAAUUCCUUGUAAAAUGCCUUUAUUCCAUUAAUGUACAGUAUAUAUCUCAGUCAGUUUUAUAUAAAUAUUGUGUAGUUUACAAAGUGUUAAUACAAUACUACAGACUCUU
This is a messenger RNA of Lottia gigantea (owl limpet), 1158 nucleotides long. RefSeq lists its product as hypothetical. Gene Ontology annotation, biological process: RNA splicing; spliceosomal snRNP assembly. The record is from RefSeq and is a predicted model, not a curated record. The transcript has 4 exons. Lineage: Eukaryota; Metazoa; Mollusca; Gastropoda; Lottiidae. The coding region runs from base 93 to 455 and encodes 120 amino acids. Gene Ontology annotation, molecular function: RNA binding. Gene Ontology annotation, cellular component: catalytic step 2 spliceosome; precatalytic spliceosome; U1 snRNP.